Messenger RNA from Peronospora matthiolae, 882 nucleotides. The record is from the annotation of a GenBank genome assembly. Lineage: Eukaryota; Oomycota; Peronosporomycetes; Peronosporales; Peronosporaceae.
AUGACGGACAGCGGCAAGUGUGCGUUUGUUCUUGGGAUCGAGCUUUUGGACGGUGAAGAUGGCAGUGUGACACUAUGUCAGCGUCGGUAUGUCGAUGAUAUCCUCAAGCGCUUUGGCAUGGAUGAUUGCAAGGCAGUCGCAAGUCCAGUCGACAUGAGCUCUCGACUUGUUUCAAGUGAUGCAACUACCAAGGUCGAUGCUCCUUUUCGCGAAGCUGUUGGUGCGUUGAUGCACCUGACCACUGCAACGCGUCCGGACAUUGCGUUUGCUGUGGGCUAUGUGUCGCGGUUCAUCGAAAAUCCACAAGAAGAACACUGGGUUGCAGUUAAGCGUAUCUUUCGCUACCUACAAGGCACCAAGACGCAUGGAAUUUGCUACAAGCCAAGUGCAAGGAUCGACUUUCGUGGAUAUUCGGAUGCGGAUUGGGCUGGUGACCUUACCGACCGCAAGUCAACAUCGGGGUACACGUUCAUGCUACUCGGUGCGCCAGUGAGUUGGGGCAGCAAGAAGCAGCCAAGUGUUUCGUUGUCCACGACUGAAGCUGAAUACAUCGCACUCAGCUUGGCGAUUCAAGAGGGCAAGGAGAUUGAUCGUCUGCUUUGUGAGAUCGUGAUGGCUGCCAAUGAAGAAGGACCGGAACUCAUGAUUCAUGAAGACAAUCAGUCAUGUAUCAAGAUGACGAAGAACCCGGUCAACCACGGCCGUGCCAAGCACAUUGAUAUCAAGUACCAUCACAUCCGUGAUGAGGUCAAGCGCGGUGAAGUGAAGCUCAAGUACUGUGAGACUACGGUGAUGUUAGCAGACAUCAUGACGAAGGGACUUCAUGGACCACGCCACAAGGAGAUGACGACGGCUCUCGGGAUUCGUGAGCAUUCGGAUUGA